Molecule: messenger RNA, 438 nt
Organism: Trematosphaeria pertusa
Lineage: Eukaryota; Fungi; Ascomycota; Dothideomycetes; Pleosporales; Trematosphaeriaceae
Product: ribosomal protein S17e
Exons: 4
Coding region: 1-438 (145 amino acids)
Biological process (GO): translation
Cellular component (GO): ribosome
Molecular function (GO): structural constituent of ribosome
Source: RefSeq, a predicted model, not a curated record
AUGGGUCGCGUUCGAACCAAGACCGUCAAGAAGUCCGCCAAGGUCAUCAUUGAGCGGUACUAUCCUAAGCUUGGAUUGGAUUUCGAGGUGAACAAGAGGAUCUGCGAUGAGGUUGCGAUCAUCAGCAGUAAGAGGCUGAGGAACAAGAUUGCGGGGUACACGACGCAUCUGAUGAAGCGCAUCCAGCGGGGCCCGGUCCGCGGCAUCUCCUUCAAGCUCCAGGAAGAGGAGCGUGAGCGCAAGGAUCAAUACGUCCCCGAGGUCUCCGCCCUCGACUUCUCUCAGCAGAACGAAUCCGGCUCGCUCGAAGUCGAUCAGGAGACUAAGGACAUGCUGAAGAGCUUGGGUUUCGACUCUGUCCCCGUCAAUGUCGUCCCCGUCUCCGCUCAGCAGGUUGUUGAGCGCCCCCGCUUCGGUAACCGCCGCCCUGGCCAGUAA